This is a messenger RNA of Ambispora leptoticha, 324 nucleotides long. The record is from the annotation of a GenBank genome assembly. NCBI's taxonomy places the organism in Eukaryota, Fungi, Glomeromycota, Glomeromycetes, Archaeosporales, Ambisporaceae.
AUGAGCAGUACUAACAAGACCAAUACCCCCAAGAACAAUGAUAAUAAUACCUCCCAAAAUCUAGUCAAAAAACAUCCAAUUCUAAUCAUCAAUGUAAUACUGGGAGAAAUAGGCGUGAAGAAACUUGGUAUAGAUAUCAAUCCCAUUUUAGAAGUAGAACUUAGAAGGGAUAAAAUCUCAUCAGAUAAACCAAUUAGAUUAUUUGAUUUGCUUUUAUGUUUAGAAGAUGAUAUAGUGAUAAUUCAGGAAAAAAUUGAUAUUGUUGGUUAUUCUAAUCAAGAAAGAGCAGAAGAAGCUGAUGAAAAUACAAGAGCAUAUCUCUGA